AUGACAGCAACAGCCUUAGUGUAUAGUGUUGCUUACAUUGUGCCCCUUGUUUCUUUUACGAGUUUCAUUUUCAAGAAGUGGUCAACAGCGUUCGCGUCGAUAUUCCUCGCUUUUGUGCUCAUACCGGCUUUAGAUGCUGUUCUUGGCCUCGACGAAGAGAACCCGUGUGAUGCCGAACUACAUAGUGGACGCCAUAAGUUGGCGUACAGGGUUGUGCUGUACGUAUGGCCGGCCGUGCAAUGGUCCUUUCUCUUCUGGGCAGCAAGGCUAGCAAGCGAAGGAGUGGAUCUGAGCGUUUCAUCUUUUAUUGGCCUUGGUCUAACUGCGGGCCUUUUGGCUGCGCAAGGGGUGAAUGUGAGCCACGAACUUUUUCACAAACGAAACGCUGCUGAAGUAGCGCUUGGGAAGGCAAUCUUGGUUUCUGUGUGUUAUGGACAUUUUUAUAUUGAGCAUCUUUACGGACACCACAGGCGAGUUGCAACGCCAGAGGAUCCCGCAACGGCCCGCUAUGGCGAAUCAUUCUAUGCGUUCUUCCCCCGUACAGUCGUCGGAUCCUUUCGCAGCGCUUGGAAAAUAGAAAGAGAGAGAUUAGCGAAGCGAGGCUUUCAAACUUUCUGCGUUGAGAAUCGGAUACUUAGAUAUUUCGCUUGCUCUGUUCUUUGGUUUCUGACAAUAUUUUUCCUCUACGGCCUCCGAGCAUGUUGCCUUUUCUUGCUCCAUUGUUUCACGGCUAUAACCCUUCUUGAAAUGGUCAACUACAUUGAGCAUUACGGGCUCGAGAGAGCUGUCAUUAACGUCCUUCCGAAUGGUGAGAAGAUUUAUGAGCCUGUUUCCAACUGUCACAGUUGGAAUUCCUCACAUCGCCUAACAAAUUAUAUCUUGUUCAAAUUGCAGCGUCAUGCGGACCAUCAUCGACAUGCCGAUAGGCCGUAUCAUUUACUCGUUUCAACAGUAGAAAGUCCACAACUCCCUGCAGGCUAUCCAACAAUGAUCAUUUUGUUGCUAUUCCCUGCACUCUGGCGAAAGUCGAUACAUCCAAUUUUAGACCGUGCGAAGGUGCCGUGCGAUUCGCGCAGAUUUUUAAAGUGA
Molecule: messenger RNA, 1089 nt
Organism: Cyanidioschyzon merolae strain 10D
Lineage: Eukaryota; Rhodophyta; Bangiophyceae; Cyanidiales; Cyanidiaceae
Product: similar to alkane hydroxylase
Exons: 1
Coding region: 1-1089 (362 amino acids)
Biological process (GO): lipid metabolic process
Molecular function (GO): oxidoreductase activity
Source: RefSeq, a predicted model, not a curated record